UUUCUUUUUCGACCAUUUUCUCAACGAGUAUGCCUCGAGUUUUUGCACGCACGUCUCGUGUGCGGAUCUAAAGAGACGCAUACAUCGACGCGCCUUCUUCGUUAUUUGCUCUCCGACCGAAGACAGCUGGCUGGAAGCGUGUCAGAAUCACACGGUCGUCUUCACCGCACCUCACAAGAGCAGUGCAUGGCAGCUUCCGGGGCACAUUCGAGUUGGGGAGCUGUGCUCCUAGCGGCGUUCCUCUUGCUGCUAGACUCGCCGGCAGAGGGCAGGAGACACCUCAUUCGCCACGGUCGUCAGCGGCGGCACCACCAGCACCUACGCCACUUCCAGCAAAACGUGACGCUGGGUUUAAAACCAGGGUCGUACCAAGAAUCAGGUCCCUGGGGUCCCUGGACGGCUAGCAGUUCCUGCUCGAGGACCUGCGGAGGAGGCGUCGCCUACCAAACGCGAGUCUGCGAGGACUUCAGACAUGGCGAAUCGCACGGCUGCACCGGUCCAUCCAGGAAGUACUUUUCUUGCAACGUCGAAGAAUGUCCGGUCCACACAAAGGACUUCAGGGAAGAGCAGUGCGCCCGGUUCAACAGCAUACCCUUUGAAGGGCGCUACUACAGCUGGGUGCCUUAUUACAAAGCUGCCAACCCCUGUGAGCUAAACUGCAAACCAAAAGGCGAGCGAUUCUACUACCGACAUUCAGCGAAGACCAUCGACGGUACGCGGUGUCAUGAUGAUGGCAGCCUUGAUGUUUGUGUCGAUGGAGCUUGCAUGCCUGUCGGGUGUGACAAGAUGCUUGGCUCCGACGCCAUGGAGGACAAGUGCCGGGUGUGUCGGGGUGACGGUAGCAACUGCAGCACAGUCGAGGGCGUCUUCAACUUGGAUAACUUAGAAGUCGGUUACAACGACAUCCUGUUGAUUCCAUCGGGAGCUACGAACAUCAGAAUUGCAGAGAAGUUCCGCACAAACAACUAUCUUGCCGUUCGCAACCAGACUGGCUACUACUACCUCAACGGCAAUCGGCGCAUCGAGUUCUCCCGGAGCGUCCGCUUUGCUGGCACUGUGUUUCAUUACGAGCUGCUCAACCACCGUGCCAAUGCUCCCGAGAGCUUGGUCGCCCUUGGGCCAACGAUUGAGACCAUUGUCAUUGUGCUUCUGUACCAGGAGAAAAACCUGGGCAUCACAUAUGAAUACUCAGUGCCUCACGGUGUCAGUCAGCGGCAGCCGGACAUGUACAGCUGGAAAACGGGAGACUUCGGAGAAUGCUCACAGACCUGUGCGGGAGGUGCUCAGACCCGCUUCGUCUACUGUACGAGCGCAACCACAUUUGAAAAGGUGUCUGACGACCUCUGCAACCAGACAGUCAAGCCCCAAGCCACCAGGGUCUGCAACCCAGAACCAUGCCCUGCAACGUGGUAUGUUGGCGAGUGGGAAGACUGUUCCAAGUCUUGCGGCAAUGGCACGCAGGAGCGAUUGGUGUUCUGCCAGCGGCACACCGAGGUUGGCCGCGUGCUGACGGCUGACUCGGACUGCGAAUCCUCCGGGCCCAAGCCGGAACGGCUGCAGGAUUGCAGCUCCGAUGCCGAGUGUGCCUCCUGGGAAGUGGGCACUUGGAUGGAGUGUGAUCGUCUGUGUGGAGAAGGCACUCAGAUUCGAGAAGUUGUGUGCAUCAACCCUCUCGUUGAUGAGAUUGUGGAGGUCCUGGAUGACUCCCGUUGUGACGAAUUGAAAAAACCGCCCUCCAACCAAACCUGUGAGCUGCGACCCUGUGAUGGCACAGAAUGGGUUACUUCACCGUGGUCUGGGUGUGAACUUCCAUGUUCGUCGCGCAUCGAGACCCGGCAGGUGCUCUGCACCAACGAGAAGGGGGUACUGUUCCCUGACGAGUACUGCGAUGACGAGAAGCGGCCCAGCACGACCAAACCAUGUGACGAGGACGACAGUGCCCUGGGCGAGGAGUGCCAUUACAUGUGGUACUACUCCAAGUGGAGCCCCUGUUCCACGGAGUGCGGGAAAGGCAUGCAAACCCGCAAGGUGUUCUGUGUCAGCUUUAUUGACGGGAACAUCGUCAAUGUGACGAAUGACAAUUGCAACCCAGCAGAACAACUUAACUCAACUCGGGAGUGUACUGUAGAGGCUCUCUGUAAUGGCACUUGGGUCGCUGCUCCCUGGAAUCAGUGUUCAACGCCCUGCGGUGGUGGUCAGCGCACAAGAACUAUCCUUUGUCACAUCAAUGGGAAACCAGCUGCACCUGAGAAUUGCGAUGCCAGCAAGAAGCCCUUUGACACUGAGUCAUGCAACAUGAAUGCUUGCGACGAAGGGCGCGAGAACUGCACGGAGUCGCUGUACGGGUGCUGCGAGGACAAUGUGACCUUUGCUCUGGGAUCCGACGGCGAAGGUUGCUGCGUGGUGACUGAGUUUGGCUGCUGCCGUGACAAUGUCACCGCAGCGACAGCAGCUGACGGGUGCCUCGGCAACACGACAGUACAUGGAUGUUGUCCUGACAACGUUACCUUUGCAUUGGGUCCCGACUUCGAGGGAUGCGCCUGUGAGCACCAUGCUUUCGGUUGCUGUCCUGACAAGAAGUCGCCGGCUGAAGGUCCUGACUUUGACGGCUGUGUCGUCUGCACCAACACGACCUUUGGAUGCUGCCCCGAUGACAUCACUGCAGCACUGGGACCCAACUUUGAAGGCUGUGAAGGGUACGAGACCAACUGCACAACCAUCACAUUCGGCUGCUGCCCCGAUGGAGUGCAAGCCGCGGAGGGUGAGAACUUCGCCGGUUGCACCGUGGCAUGCGAGGACACCCAGUUCGGCUGCUGUCCCGACGGACUGGCUCCAGCUUCGGGCAUUGGCUUCGAGGGGUGUGACAACUGCAGUGAGUCGCCCUACGGAUGCUGCGCAGACAACACGUCCUUUGCCCUAGGCCCAGACGGUGAGGGCUGUUGUUUUCACACCGUGUUUGGCUGCUGUCUCGACAACACGACGGAAGCCCAGGGACCAGACCGGGCAGGCUGCAGCUGCCAUACGACGCCACACGGCUGCUGCCCUGAUGGGAUCGCCACUGCUAGCGGCCCCAGGUACUACGGAUGCACAUGUCACAGGUAUCCAUUUGGCUGUUGCCAAGACAAGCACUCAGUGGCCGGCGGUCCCGACUUCGAAGGGUGCAUCUGCUCUCGUCUGCUCUACGGUUGUUGCCCCGACGAUGUCACUCCCACUGAGGGUCCUGACAUGGCGGGCUGUCCGUGCAAGACAACAGAGUUUGGUUGCUGCCUUGACCAACGCACUCCUGCCCGCGGACUCAACCUGGCCGGGUGUGGCUGCGAGACCAUGCCUUUCGGCUGCUGCCCUGACCAACGAGCACCAGCCCGUGGACCUGGCUUUGGUGGCUGUCCAUGCAUGGCGAUGCCAUAUGGCUGCUGCCCCGACCAACACACUGCUGCCCAAGGACCAGACGGCAGAGGCUGCGAGUGCGAGAAGCUGCUCUAUGGGUGCUGCCCCGACGGGAUCACUGCCGUCAGGGGGCGCAAUUUUGAAGGCUGCCAAGAUACAACGGUCAUGCUUACCCACAACGUCAGCGCCAGUGUGUGUGGCCUACCCGAAGAGCGUGGCCCCUGUCACAACUAUACGGUCUACUGGUUCUUCAGCGUCACCGAUGGUCGCUGCAACCGCUUCUGGUACGGUGGUUGUGAGGGCAAUGGAAACCGGUUCAACUCAGAGGAAGAGUGCAAGAACACCUGCGUCAAACCUGAAGGACCAGAUGCCUGCCUGCUUCCAAAGGUGAUUGGUACGUGCGACGGCCAGUACCAGCAUUGGUACUUCAACGCGACCACUCGCUCCUGCGAGUCGUUCAUGUACGGAGGUUGCCUCGGAAACAACAACCGCUUUGCCAGCAAAGACCUGUGCGAGCAGACCUGCCUGCAGCAGGAGAAGCUUGACCAGUGUGAGCAGUCGGCAGCACCUGGACCAUGCAGGGGCUCGUACAAGCGGUUCUACUACGACCGGCAGGACAACCAGUGCAAGCGGUUCACGUAUGGUGGUUGCCAAGGAAACGCAAACAACUUUGUCACAGAAGAGGAGUGCUCAGAACAAUGCGUCAGGCUUAGCGCACAGGUUCAACGUUCGCACGACCAGUGCGAGCGCAUGUGCAACUCUACAAGAGUCGCUGUGUCCCGUGACAUCUGCGCCCUGCCGAAGGAAGAGGGUCCAUGUCGGGCAGCCAUCCUGCACUGGCACUACAACAUGGCGGCUGGGCGCUGCGAGCAAUUCUACUACGGUGGCUGCGAGGGAAAUGCCAACCGGUUUGAGUCGCAUCGUGACUGUGAGCGUGCCUGCCUCUCCGUUGGAAGUCGAAACAUCUGCUUGCUGCCGCAAGAGGCCGGAAACUGCGUGGAGUUUCGCGAGCGGUGGUUCUACAAUGCAGAGGAAGGUCGCUGCCACCGUUUCUACUACGGAGGCUGCGACGGAAAUGGGAACAACUUUGGCUCACACCUGGAGUGUGAACACACGUGCGGACAGCCAGCUCCAACUGAGAAACCUCAGGAAGAGUUCCUACUUGAUUUCUGCUUCAUGCCGAUUGAGGCAGGCCCCUGCACCAACAUGGAGGUGCGCUGGUUCUAUGACAAGCAGGAUGGCGUGUGCCGCGAGUUCUACUAUGGCGGCUGCCUUGGCAAUCGGAAUCGUUUCGGGUCCCGUAGGGACUGCGAGGACCGCUGCUUCAGUUCUCAAGACCUGUGCAUGCUGCCGAGAGUGCAAGGCCCGUGCAGUGGCACGUUCACCCAGUGGUUCUACGAUUCCGAGAUGGACCAGUGCCAUGAGUUCACGUAUGGCGGUUGCCAGGGCAAUGCCAACCGCUUCAACCACCGUGAAGCUUGCGAGAAUCAGUGCCGCGAUGGGGAGCCACUGCCUACAGAGCAACCCAUCCAGCGCCCCACACCCCUUGAUGUGUGCACACUCCCGAAACAGCCUGGACCAUGCUAUGGCCUGCUGAUGAUGUGGUACUUUGACACUGCAACUCGUGAGUGCCGCAGCUUUACCUACGGAGGCUGCGAGGGCAACGACAAUCGCUUUGAGUCUCGGGAGCUCUGUGAACAACGCUGUGGCCGCCAUGGUGCAGGGCCGGGCGUAGAAACACCCACCCGGCAUCCGACUAAGCCUAGGCACGUUGGACAAGGCAUAUGCAAGAAACCGGUCGACCCCGGCAACUGCAAUGAGGUGCAUGAACGGUGGUUCUACGACGCGCAGACCGGCGACUGCCUGCAAUUCGUGUACACUGGCUGUGGAGGCAAUAAGAACCGGUUCAGAUCGCCGGAAAUCUGCAUGAAGUUCUGCUCUGGGGUUUCAAGGGACACACCCGAAUACGAAGUCAGUGAACCCGACUUCGACGAGGGUAAACAGAUGCCACCGUCUUCUCGGAAGCACGAGGGAUCGGAUGAGGAGUUGGACCCACGUGUUAAGCCACUGAUGGUGGUCACGCCAUUUCCCACACCGUUUUCGUUGACACCGGCAGCUCCACCACAGACACCAGCACCGGAGUGCCUCCCGUCAGACUGCGAGGACCUGCAGUGUCCCCUUGGGAAGAACCAGACGGUGGACCACCGUGGUUGUGUCCAAUGCCUCUGCAGCAACCCUUGCGAAACCUUUUCUUGCCACGAAGAAGAGCUUUGCAGGAUUGAGGCAUACCGAAGUGCCGACGGCAGCGCCAACUAUCGUCCAGUGUGUCGACUAGUAAAAAAGCCUGGCCACUGCCCCGUAGCCGAAGUCGAGGCACAACCUCGACUUCUGCUCGAACUUCGGCUCCACUCGAACGUUUGCCGAGUGGACGCCGACUGUCCCGACGUCCGCAAGUGCUGCUACAAUGGCUGCGCUCACGUCGUUGUCCAGGCUGUCGUUACUGAGAGUACCACCUCACACGUGUCCACAACGACGCAGACUCCAAUUCUAACACCUGAGCCAACAAAUGAAGACCUGUCACCGCCCGUGCACCGUCCGGCAGAAAUGGCAGCACACGCAAAGCCGGAGGUGACAGCCAACGCCGGCUCUGACGUGACACUGUCGUGCCUCGACCGGCCGUUCCUGAUAGUGUCUGUCACGUGGACCUUCCGUGAUGAGUCGGUUGACAGCAAUGAGGGGCGCUUCAAGAUCUUGGUCGAUGGCUCAUUGCAUAUCUCCCAGCUGACGGGCGACGAUGCAGGCCCCUACCGGUGCACUGCCGAUGACGAGCGCCAGAAGGUGUCAAAUGUCACCAACCUUGUUGUGUUCGGGACGCAUAUAUCGACGCGCCUUCUUCGUUAUUUGCUCUCAGACCGAGGGCAGCCCGCUGGAAUUGUGUCAAAAUCACAUGGUCGUCUUCGCCGCACCGCACGAGAGCAGUGCAUGGCAGCUUCCAGGGCACAUUCGAGUUGGGGAGCUGUGCUCCUAGCGGCGUUCCUCUUGCUGCUAGACUCGCUGGCAGAUGGCAGGAGACACCUUCUGUACCUGGAGAAGAACCAGGGUAUCACGUAUGAAUACUCAGUGCCUCACGGUGUCAGUCGGCGGCAGCCGGACAUGUACAGCUGGAACUCGGGAGACUUCGGAGAAUGCUCACAGACCUGCGGGGGAGGUGCUCAGACCCGCCUCGUCUACUGUACGAGUGCAACCACAUUUGAAAAGGUGUCUGACGACCUCUGCAACCCGACAAUCAAGCCCCAAGCCACCAGGAUCUGCAACCCAGAACCGUGCCCUGCAACGUGGUACGUUGGGGAGUGGGAAGACUGUUCGAAGUCUUGCGGCAAUGGCACGCAGGAGCGGUUGGUGUUCUGCCAGCGGCACACCGAGGUUGGCCACGUACUGACCGCUGACUCGGAUUGCAAAUCCUCGGGGCCCAAACCAGAACGGCUGCAGGAGUGCAGCUCCGAUGCCGAGUGUGCCUCCUGGAAAGCGGGCAAGUGGACGGAGUGUGACCGUCUGUGUGGAGAAGGCACUCAGAUCCGCGAGGUUGUGUGCAUCAAACCUCUCGGUGGUGAGAAUGUGGAGGUCCUGGAUGGCUCUGGUUGUGACGAAUCGACAAAACCGCCCUCCAACCAAACCUGUGAGCUGCGACCCUGUGAUGGCACAGAUUGGGUUACUACACCGUGGUCUGGCUGUCAGGUUCCCUGCUCGUCGCUCAUCGAGACCCGGCAGGUGCUCUGCACCAACGAGGAGGGGGUACAGUUCCCUGAUGAGUACUGCGAUGACGAGAAGCGGCCCAACACAACCAAACCAUGUGACGAGGACGACAUUACCGUGGAUGACCAGUGCCAGUACAUGUGGUACUACUCCCAGUGGAGCCCUUGUUCCAUGGAGUGCGGGAAUGGCAUGCAGACCCGCAAGAUGCUCUGUGGCAUCUUUAUCGACAGGAGCAUCAUCGAUGUGACGGAUGACAACUGCAACCCAGCAGAACGGCUUAACUCAACUCGGGAGUGUACUGGGGAGGCUGUCUGUAAUGGCACCUGGGUCGCUGCUCCCUGGAAUCAGUGUUCAACGCCCUGCGGUGGUGGUCAGCGCACAAGAACUAUCAUUUGCCACGUCAAUGGGAAACCAGCUGCACCUAAGAAUUGUGAUGUCAGCAAGAAGCCCUUUGACACUGAGUCAUGCAACAUGAACGCUUGCGACGAAGAUGAAGUGAUCCUCCUGGGAGGCUGCAAAAAUUCUAAGCAUGGCUGCUGUCUUGACGGCAUGACGCCUGCUGGCCCCAGCUUCACGGGAUGCCCCGAGGUUACUCCUGUCGAAGGUGGCUGCAAGGCUACGGAGUUUGGUUGCUGCUUGGACGGUGUGACCCCGGCAUUUGGGCCAUUUAGGAAGGGCUGUCGGCAGCUGUCACUCUGCAACGGCACGGAGUUUGGCUGCUGCCACGAUGGCAAGACACCAGCUGAGGGCCCCAACAAAGAGGGCUGUCUCAAUGUCACAACUGACGCAGCCCUUUUCGCCAACUGCAGCACAGCUGAGUGGGGCUGCUGUCCGGAUGGCUUGUCUGUGGCCCAAGGACCGAACAAUGAGGGCUGCCCACCUUACAUCCAGGUUACGCUGGUUGCCAAUUGCUCUCUGUCAACUCACGGCUGCUGUGCAGAUGGUAUGACUGCGGCCGGAGGUCCGGACGGGCUUGGUUGUGAGGACGAAGUCGAAGGGAGCGGGACUGAAGCAACCGACUGUGAGAACACAUUGUUUGGCUGCUGUCCGGAUGGCAAGACACCGGCAAGUGGUGCAGGAUUCGAAGGGUGCAGCGACUGCAGCAACACCACCUUUGGUUGCUGCCCCGAUGGCAUGAGCACUGCGACGGGUGAGGCCUUUGAAGGCUGUGCAGAAGGCUGUGAGGCCACCAAGUAUGGCUGCUGCCAAGACAAAAUCUCGCCAGCUGAGGGACCUGACUUUGAAGGGUGCGAGAACUGCACGGAGUCGCUGUACGGGUGCUGCGAUGACAAUGUGACCUUUGCUCUGGGACCCAACGGGGAAGGUUGCUGUGUGGUGACCAAGUUUGGCUGUUGCCGUGACAAUGUCACCGCAGCGACAGUUGACGGGUGCAUCUGCAACGUGACAGCACAUGGAUGUUGUCCUGACAACGUUACUGUUGCAUUGGGUCCCAACUUCGAGGAAUGCACCUGUGAGCACUAUGUUUUUGGUUGCUGUCCUGACAAUAAGUCGCCGGCUGAAGGUCCUGACUUUGAGGGCUCUGUCAUCUGCACCAACACGACCUUUGGAUGCUGUCCCGAUGAUGUCACUGCAGCACUGGGACCCAACUUUAAAGGCUGUGAAGGGUACGAGACCAACUGCACAAACACCAAAUUCGGCUGCUGUCCCGAUGGACGGGCUCCAGCUUCGGGCAUUGGCUUCGAGGGGUGCGACAACUGCAGCGAGUCGCCCUACGGAUGCUGCGCAGACAACACGUCCUUUGCCCUCGGCCCAGACGGCGAGGGCUGUUGCUUCCACACCGAGUUUGGCUGCUGUCUCGACAACAAGACGGAAGCCCAGGGACCGGACCGGGCAGGCUGCAGCUGCCAUACGACACCACACGGCUGCUGCCCUGAUGGGAACGCCACUGCUAGCGGCCCCAGGUACUACGGAUGCACAUGUCACAACUAUCCAUUUGGCUGUUGCCAAGACAAGCACACACCGGCCCGCGGUCCCAACUUUGACGGGUGCAUCUGCUCUCGUCUGCUCUAUGGUUGUUGCCCCGACAAUGUCACUGCCCCUGAGGGUCCUGAUGUGGCGGGCUGUCCGUGUCAGACAACAGAGUUUGGUUGCUGCCUUGACGAACGCACUCCUGCCCGCGGACCCAACCUGGCCGGGUGUGGCUGCGAGACCAUGCCUUACGGCUGCUGCCCUGACCAACAAACACCGGCCCGUGGACCUGGCUUUGGGGGCUGCCCAUGCACAGCGAUGCCAUAUCGCUGCUGCCCCGACCAACACACUGCUGCCCAAGGACCAGACGGCAGAGGCUGCGAGUGCGAGAAGCUGCUCCAUGGCUGCUGCCCGGAUCGUCGCACACCAGCCACAGGCCCCAGACUGACUGGCUGUACGUGCCACCACUACCCUCACGGGUGCUGCCCUGACGGACGAACUCCUGCUCGAGGUCCUGAAUACGAUGGCUGCACCUGUGCCAUGACUGCCUACGGCUGCUGCCCCGACGGGGUGACUGCCGCGAGGGGGCGCAAUUUUGAAGGUUGCCAAGGUGCAACGGUCAUGCCUACCCCCAGUGCCAGUGUGUGUGGCCUACCCGAAGAGCGUGGCCCCUGUCACAACUAUACGGUCUACUGGUUCUUCAACGUCACCGAUGGUCGCUGCAACCGCUUCUGGUACGGUGGUUGUAAGGGUAAUGGAAACCGGUUCAACUCAGAGGAAGAGUGCAAGAACACCUGCGUCAAACCUGAAGGACCUGGUCGAAACAUAUGCUUGCUGCCGCAAGAGGCCGGAAACUGCGAGGAGUUCCGCGAGCGGUGGUUCUACAAUGCUAAGGAAGGUCGCUGCCACCGUUUCUACUACGGGGGCUGCAACGGAAAUGAGAACAACUUUGCCUCACACCUGGAGUGUGAACAGGCGUGCGGGCAGCCUGCUCCAACUGAGGAACCUGAGUUCCAACACGAGUUCUGCUUCUUGCCUAGUGAGGCAGGCCCUUGCACCAACAUGGAGGUGCGCUGGUUCUAUGACAAGCAGGAUGGCGUGUGCCACCAGUUCUACUAUGGUGGCUGCCUUGGCAAUCGGAACAGCUUCCGGUCCAGUAAUGACUGUGAGGACCGCUGUUUCAGUUCUCAAGACCUGUGCAUGCUGCCGAGAGUGCAAGGACCGUGCAGCGGCACGUUCAUCCAGUGGUUCUUCGAUCCCGAGACGGACCGGUGCCAUGAGUUCACGUACGGUGGUUGCCAGGGCAACGCCAACCGCUUCAACGACCGCGAGGCCUGCGAGAAUCGGUGCCGCAAGGUGCCAGUGCCUACAGAGCAACCCACUGAGCGCCCCACGACCCUUGCUGUAGAACCAUCCACCCGGCAUCCCACUAAGCCUAGGCACGAUCUAAAAGGCAUAUGCAAGAAUACGGUCGACCCCGGCGACUGCAAUGAGAGGCAUGAACGGUGGUUCUACGACGCACAGACCGGUGUCUGCCAGCGCUUUGUGUACACUGGCUGUGGAGGCAAUAAGAACCGGUUCAAGUGGUUCAAAACCUGCAUGGAGUUCUGCUCUGGGGUUACAAUGGACACCCCCAAAUACCAAAUCAGUAAACCCGACUUGGAUGGCAAACAGGUGCCACCGUCUUCUCGGAAGCAUGAGGGAUCGUACAAAGUGUUGGACCCACGUGUCAAGCCACCGAUGGUGGUCACGCCGUUUCCGGCACCGUUCCUGUUGACACCGGCACCUCCACCACAGACGCCAGCACGGGACUGCCUGCCGUCUAACUGCGAGGACCUGCAGUGUCCCCUUGGGAAGAACCAGACGGUGGACCACCGUGGUUGUGUCCAAUGCCGCUGCAGCCACCCUUGCGAGAACUUUUCGUGCCACGAAGCCGAGCUUUGCAGGAUUGAGGCAUACCGAAGUGCCGACGGCAGUGCCAACUAUCGUCCAGUGUGUCGCCCAGUGAACAAGCCUGGCCACUGCCCCGUAGCCGAAGUCGAGGCACAACCUGCAGCCGUGGUCCGAGCGGACUGCCGAGACGUUUGCCGAGUGGACGCCGACUGUCCCGACGUCCGCAAGUGCUGCUACAAUGGCUGCGCUCACGUGUGUGUCCAGGAUGUCGUUACUGUGCCGGCCACGAUCAAGCCCUCGAGCGCGACUGUGACCGUGACCGUGUCAAGCACGGCACGGCUGUUAUGCUUGGCCGUUGGACAACCGACUCCCAUCGUGCAGUGGUACCGGCACGGCAAGCAGCUGCCACAGUGGAGCGCGCGCUACGCCAUCCUAGCAGACUUCACGCUCGCCAUCCGAAACGUCACGCUCGAAGACGAGGACAUAUACAUGUGCCGUGCGUACAACUACCACGGCCAGCCAGCCGUCAGGCAGGUGUCCCUCUCCGUGCUGCCAUUUAGUCGGGAGACGGCAGUGCCGGGACGCCGCCGGGGCCGCGGUCAUGGCUCACGGGGUUCACCAUUCCGGCGUACAGGCAGGAAAAUAUAUCUGACCGGCAACGGUGCGUAGCAACGCACAGUGGCGCGAGAAGAUGGGAGUGGUCACUCUGUACUCGGUGUGGCUGGUGCCCUGUCUUAUUGCCUUGGUCGUGCUUUAAGUUAGUUGUAUGUGUGAGCUUUAGGAAGCUCUGUAGCUAGUGCCUCACUUCAGACUUUCUCUUUAUCCUUGGGCCGUUGUCACGGCAAGAAUGGUUUAUGUGCAUUCGAGCACAGAUUAAGCACAUUAUAUCUUCCAGAGUAGCAUGGUUUACCUUUGCAGAGUGUACAGUGUGCUCUUGAAUCACUACAGAUUGAAGAUAUUACAGGCAACCAUAGCUCCUUCAAUAGCUUGUUACAGUAACGUAAAGAGUGAGGCUCUUACUGAACUACAUUUCAGGAAGCCAUCUGGAAUCUUGGAGCUCAAGGAAUAUUACAGUGUGAGUAAGAAAGGCUAAGGCUUAAGAAGUAAUUUAUUGCAAUCAUAAAUGUAAGCGACACAGUUCAACCUUCUGGCACGAGGUGCAUCACAGGAGAAUUCUAGUCGGCCUGACAUCAGCUUUAUGUAUCGCAAUGUCUCUACAUAUGUAUGCACAUGCUUUUCAUAUCAUAAAAACAUAGCCAUACAGGAUCUGUUUUCAUUUUCAUUUUUUGCCCAGUUGUUGUGGCCAGUUAAAGGCUUGAUGCAUUAGCUGCCUGUACAUUGUUACAAGCUACAAACUGCCACAUUCACAAUAAAAAUUCACCUUGAUUAAAUUAAUUUUCUUUACUUCGAAGACAACACAGACGGCAGCCACCUUUCUGGUCGGUAGCAAAAAGGAUCAUAAAAGCAGGACCACAUUGAAAUCAGUUAUUUGACUCAUUCUGGCAUUCUAAAAAGGCAGCGUGAGUGUUGUGCUGCAAUACAAUUUGCGUUACAACGUUGCCAAAAGAUACAUCGUGCAUUUUAGGUCUUUCCACAAUAGCAUUCAUGCACGAAUGGAUUGUCAAGACGUUUGUGUGGCACGGGUCAUCCCAAACUACUGAGGUUUAGCUUGUCGCCGCGAGUACAUCAGCUGCAGUUUGUUGCACUUUACGGUGCACCUUCCCAGCAGAACCAAAACGCACAAAACAGAAUAAAAUACUUGUGAAAACCAAUUGUACAUAUGUCACUUCCAAUAGGCCAGUGAUUUAUGUUUUGAAGAGCAUCUGUCCCUUGGUGCUUGUACGUCUGGGAAGGUACGUGUUUGGCUUGACUUGGCUUAAGUGCUUGAAAAGAGACUGGAAUAUAAACAGCGAUAUGAUCAGUAGUAAAAUUACUCUGCAGUAGUCUUGCAUAAGCUUGCUUCUGAGGCAUGUGAGACGCUUAUAGAGGACGUGAGCCUGACGCUUUUUACAAGUUAACACACAUCAUAGUGAAAGGUGGGUGCUUUGCACUGAUUUAGGUGCUUUUAUAUAUUUAUUUAAUUUAAGUGCUAAAAGCUAAAAUGCAAUGCUUUUGUGACAAUGUUAUACGCAACUAAGUGGUGGGAAUAGAUUAGUGUGGAGACGUUAGAGCUGGUAAAUUAGGGUACGUUAUGUUAUGAAUAUGGAACAGAUUGCAUCGCCAAAAGCAAGCGAACUUAUAUGCCACGAAAGAGAAUGGCUCUGUAGAAUGUGGUUUUAUUACAGAACUAGACAGACAAUGUUGCAGUUUUGCAAGCCUUUCGAUCUAUUGAUGUCA
Molecule: messenger RNA, 13299 nt
Organism: Dermacentor albipictus
Lineage: Eukaryota; Metazoa; Arthropoda; Arachnida; Ixodida; Ixodidae
Source: RefSeq, a predicted model, not a curated record